UCGACUUGCGUGAGGAGAGCACAGGUGUUUGUUCAGAAGGUGAGCAGACUUUGUUUCCAGUUCUCCGUCUUUACGCACCGCCCCCAGGCUUAACGGGUGGUUGCGUUCACCUGGACAACCACUCGGAACAGAACAUCAGGACUUACUACGUGUCCAAAAUGACUAAUUGACAAAGAGAAGGAGAGAGUAAGAGCAGAGAGCGUGGACUGCGGAGUCAGAAUGCCUGGUUCAAAUUGUGGAUCCAGCAAGAUAUCGGAGUCAUGGUAGCUUUCACCCUGAGGAGACCAGGACCCUGAAGUUGAGAGAGUGACCUGUUCAAGGUCACAAAGAUGGUGCUGGGAUCAGGACCCAGGCAGUCUGACGGUGGAGUCACUGAUCUUAGCCACUGUACUCCACACCCUCCCAAGUCUUCAAUAUGAAAGCAAAUGGAAAACUUCGAUGGUUCCGCCUCUUUCCUCGCGUUGCUCCAGGACCGCAGAACGUUCGCUGAGAAAGAAAGGGGAUGUUUGGGCUGAAGCUAAAGAAGAAGAAGAAGAAUAAAGCAGAGAAGGGGUUGGUGCUAGCCAACAAGGCUGCCCAAGAUGGUCAAAGUGAAGCAGAAGCGGCACAGGAGGGACCUUCUCACCAGGAAGGACCAGGAGGAGAUUUGAUUUUUGAUGAUGUGUCUCUCACUCCUGUCCCCUCAGCUCCUCCAAAGAGAAGAUCAAAACUGUUGACUAAGAUCCAUGAUGGGGAGAUCAGAUCCCAAAAUUAUCAAAUUGCCAUCACCAUCAUCGAGGCCCGCCAGCUGGUGGGCGAGAACAUUGACCCAGUCGUGACCAUUGAGAUCGGGGACGAGAAGAAGCAAAGUGCAGUGAAAGAAGGAACCAACAGCCCAUUUUACAAUGAAUACUUUGUCUUCGACUUCAUUGGGCCCCAAGUGCAUCUUUUUGACAAGAUCAUCAAAAUCUCAGUCCUUCACCACAAGCUGAUAGGGAGUGUACUGAUUGGCUCCUUCAAAGUAGACCUGGGGACCGUGUACAAUCAACCUGGUCAUCAGUUCUGCGACAAGUGGGCCCUGCUCACAGACCCUGGCGACAUCACGACCGGCACAAAGGGGUACCUGAAGUGUGACAUCAGCGUGACUGGGAAAGGCGAUGUCUUAAAGACCAACCCCAAAAUCUCUGAUGCUGAGGAGCAAAUAGAAAAGAACCUUUUGAUCCCUCAAGGGUUUCCAUCAGAGAGACCCUGGGCCAGAUUCUAUGUGAGACUCUACAAAGCGGAAGGGUUACCCAAGAUGAACUCCAGCAUCAUGGCGAACGUCACCAAAGCAUUUGUGGGUGACGGUAAGGACCUUGUGGAUCCCUUCGUGGAGGUCUCCUUUGCUGGGCAAACGGGACGAACCACUGUGCAGAAGAACUGUGCCAAUCCUGUGUGGCACGAACAGGUGGUCUUCAAGGAAAUGUUCCCUCCGUUGUGUCGGAGGGUGAAAAUCCAGGUGUGGGAUGAAGGCAGCAUGAAUGAUGUAGCGCUGGCAACCCAUUUCAUUGACCUGAAGAAAAUCUCCAACGAACAGGAUGGAGAUAAAGGCUUUCUACCUACCUUCGGACCUGCCUGGAUUAACCUGUAUGGCUCACCCAGGAACCACAGCCUGAUGGACGACUACCAGGAAUUGAACGAAGGCUUCGGAGAAGGCGUGUCAUUCCGGGGCAGAAUCUUGGUAGAAAUUGCUGUGGAAAUCCUCUCGGGAGGGGCACAGGAGUCUAAAUUUUCCAAAGCACUCAAGGGACUAAAGUUGUCUUCGAAGGACAAAGAUUCCAAAUCUUCCAAAGGUUCAAGUAAAGACAAGGAUGACAAAACCGAUGAUGGAAAACCCCAGCAGGCUUCGGACAAGACCAACUCAACAGAGGUCGAGGUGGAACCUUUCGAUGUACCCCCGGAGAUUGUACCAGAAAAAUAUGAGGAAUUUUUACUCUUUGGAGCAUUUUUCGAAGCUACCAUGAUUGACCGGAAGAUUGGAGAUAAACCCAUUAGUUUUGAAGUUUCUAUUGGUAAUUUUGGGAACUUGACUGAUGGAGGGUCUCAUCAGGGGAGUAAGAAGUCAGCUGAAUCAGCUGAAGAAGACAACGUUCCACUGCUACACGGAGAUGAAGGGGACGCGGCCCACAAUGUUGCCAUCCCUAUGGCCUCCACCACUCACCCAGAGAAGCCACUCGUGACAGAAGGGAACAGGAAUUACAACUAUUUGCCAUUUGAUGGCAAGAAGCCCUGUGUCUCCUUCAUCAGUUCCUGGGGAGACCAGACGUUUCGGCUGCACUGGUCCAACAUGCUGGAGAAAAUGGCAGACCUGCUGGAAGAAAAUACAGAAGAAGUGAAAGAACUGGGCAAGAUUUCAGAGAAAGCACCGGAGGAGAAAAUGAAGACGGUGUUCAGUGACUUCAUCAGUCAAAGCAGUGCCUUUAUCUCUGAAGCAGAAAAGCAGCCCAAGAUGUUGAACCAAACCACUUUAGAUAAGAAACGACUCACGCUCUGUUGGCAGGAGCUGGACGUGAUGGUCAAGGAGGCCAAGGAGAUCAUCCAGCAGCAGAAGAAAAAGUUAUCUCUUGAUGAAAUGAUCCAGGAAGCCCAAAACUUGGUGGAAAAAAUCCGCUUUCUUGUUGAUGAGCCACAGCACACCAUCCCCGAUGUCUUCAUCUGGAUGCUCAGCAACAACAAGAAAGUGGCCUAUGCCCGCAUCCCGUCCAAAGACCUGCUCUAUUCCCCCGCCAGGGAGCAGAUGGGCAAACACUGCGGGAUGAUCAAAACUCAUUUCCUCAAACUUCCUGGAAAACGGCCGGCUGGUUGGUCAGUGCAAGCAAAAGUCGAUGUAUACCUCUGGCUGGGCUCCACCAAACACUCAAGUGCCAUUUUGGACAACUUGCCAGCAGGCUACGAAGCAGAAAUGUCCUCCAAAGUGGCUGGUGCCAAUCAACCCCCAGCCAACCUGCUCUACCAAGACCGGCACGUCUUCCAGCUGAGAGCGCACAUGUACCAAGCCCGGGGCCUCAUCGCGGCUGACAGCAACGGACUUUCAGACCCCUUUGCCAAGGUCACGUUCCUUUCCCACUGCCAGACCACGAAGAUCAUUUCCGAGACCCUCUCCCCUACCUGGAACCAGAUGCUGCUGUUCAAUGACUUGGUGCUGCAUGGAGACCAGAAGGAGCUGGCAGAGUCCCCACCUUUAGUGGUGGUGGAGCUGUAUGACAGUGAUGCGGUGGGGAAGCCAGAAUACUUGGGUGCCACAGUGGCUGCUCCUGUUGUGAAGCUGGCUGACCAGGACUAUGAGCCCCCCAGGCUGUGCUAUCACCCCAUCUUUUGUGGGAACCUCUCUGGAGGGGACCUCCUUGCUGUAUUUGAACUGCUCCAGGUCCCUGAGUCUGGGCUGCAAGGGCUCCCUCCCGUUGACCCACCGGAUGUCACCCAGAUCUACCCAGUUCCUGCCAACAUUCGGCCAGUGCUGAGCACAUACCGAGUGGAGGUUCUCUUCUGGGGCGUCCGAGAAAUGAAGAAGGUGCAGCUUCUCUCAGUGGAUCGUCCUCAGGUCCUCAUCGAGUGUGGAGGACGAGGAGUCAAGUCCUGUGUGAUCCAGAGCUACAAGAACAACCCAAACUUCAACGUCCAGGCAGAUGCUUUCGAAGUGGAGCUGCCUGAGAAUGAGUUUCUGCACCCGCCCCUGAGCAUCUGUGUGGUGGACUGGAGAGCCUUCGGAAGGAGCACCCUGGUGGGCACCUACACCAUCAACUGCUUGAAGCAGUUUUUGUGUAAAUCCAGGGAGCCCCUUGCUCUCACCUCACCGGUGGACGGAACCCAAGAUGGCGAAGCCAUUUCAGAUUCGCUAAUAACCACGGAGCCCUCUGAGACCCUCAGCUCUGCCCGGGAGCCCCCAACGGAUCACAUCUAUGUGGAUGUUGAGCCACCUCCCACCGUGGUACCGGACUCCACCCAGGUUCAGCAGGCCAGCCUGGCUGACAUCCCUGACUCAUCCCCUAUGCUGGAGCCUGAACACAAACCCGCAGCCCAGGAGCCACCAAAAGAUGGAAAAGCUAAGGAUCCCAGGAAAUCUUCCCGGAGGUCUACUAAAAGGAGAAAGAGGACCAUAGCAGAUGAAUCAGCUGAGAACGUCAUUGACUGGUGGUCUAAAUAUUAUGCCUCCCUGAAGAAAGCACAGAAGGAAAAGGAGAGCAAUCCCAAGGAGAAAAAAGGCAAUACAGAGACCAAACCAGACGAGGUAGUGAUAAAUAUAGUAGGUAGUCCAAAGAAGAAGAAAGACAAAAUGCUCAAGAAGAAACUCAAAGAGGAUGAAAUCCCCAACCUGGCCGUUUUGCAGAUAUAUGAUGGUGAUCUUGAAAGUGAAUUCAACAAUUUUGAAGACUGGGUGAAAACUUUUGAGCUCUUCAGAGGCAAAUCUACAGAAGAUGACCAUGGCCUUGAUGGAGACCGAGUCAUAGGAAAGUUUAAGGGCUCCUUCUGCAUCUACAAAAGCCCGGAGGAUUCCAGCAUCGAGGACAGUGGGCAGCUGAGAAUCCAGCAAGGGAUUCCCCCCAACCACCCUGUCAAAGUCCUGAUCAGAGUGUACAUUGUUGCGGCAUUUAAUCUUAGCCCAGCUGAUCCAGAUGGCAAGUCGGAUCCCUACAUUGUGCUCAAGCUUGGCAAAACCGAAAUCAAAGACCGCGACAAAUACAUCCCCAAGCAACUGAACCCAGUUUUUGGAAGGUCAUUUGAGAUCCAGGCCAUGUUCCCAAAGGAGUCCCUGCUCUCCGUCCUAAUCUAUGACCACGACAUGAUUGGGACAGACGACCUCAUUGGUGAGACCAGGAUCGACCUGGAGAAUCGUUUCUACAGCAAACACCGAGCCAUCUGCGGCUUGCAGAGCCAGUACGAGAUAGAAGGAUACAAUGCCUGGAGAGACACGUCCAAACCCACUGAAAUCCUCACCAAGCUCUGCAAAGACAACAAGCUGGAUGGACCCUACUUUCUCCCUGGGAAAAUACAGAUAGGAAACCAGGUGUUUUCUGGAAAAACUGUCUUCACCGAAGAGGACACCGAUGAGGUGGUGGAGUCUUAUGAGCACUUGGCCCUGAAGGUUUUACGCUCUUGGGAGGAUAUCCCGGAGGUUGGGUGUAGGCUGGUUCCUGAGCACAUAGAAACUCGGCCGCUGUACCACAAGGAUAAGCCAGGAAUGGAGCAGGGCCGCCUGCAGAUGUGGGUGGACAUGUUUCCCAAAGAUAUGCCUCAGCCUGGACCUCCUGUUGACAUUUCGCCAAGGCAACCCAAAGGGUAUGAAUUGAGGGUAACCAUCUGGAACACUGAAGAUGUCAUUUUAGAGGAUGAGAAUAUCUUCACAGGACAAAAAUCAAGUGACAUUUACGUUAAAGGGUGGAUAAAGGGUUUGGAAGACGACAGGCAGGAGACAGAUGUCCACUACAACUCCCUGACUGGGGAGGGGAACUUCAACUGGCGCUUCCUGUUUCCGUUCCAGUACCUCCCGGCUGAGAAGCAAAUGGUCAUCACCAAGAGAGAGAACAUCUUCUCUUUAGAGAAGAUGGAGUGUAAGACGCCAGUUGUGCUGGUCCUCCAGGUUUGGGAUUUUGAAAGGCUGUCCUCAGAUGACUUUCUGGGAUCCCUGGAAAUGAACCUCAAUAGUUUCCCCCGAGCAGCCAAGUCUGCCAAAGCCUGUGACCUCUCCAAGUUUGAAAAUGCAAGUGAGGAGAGUAAAAUCUCCAUCUUCCAGCAAAAGCGAGUGCGGGGCUGGUGGCCUUUUGCUAAAAGCAAAGAACUCACAGGCAAGGUUGAAGCCGAGUUUCACCUGGUUACGGCAGAAGAAGCUGAGAAAAAUCCUGUUGGCAAAGCCCGAAAGGAGCCAGAACCACUGCCCAAGCCCAACCGCCCAAACACCUCCUUCUCCUGGUUCAUGAGCCCCUUCAAGUGCCUGUACCACCUCAUCUGGAAGAACUACAAGAAGUACAUCAUCAUUGCUUUCAUUCUGAUCAUCCUCAUCAUCUUUCUGGUCCUCUUCAUCUACACCUUGCCGGGAGCUAUCAGCCAAAGGAUCGUUGUGGGCUCAUGAGGUUGGUGGAGGACCUGGACCUCCCCUUUCUACCGCUCCUCUUCUUGCUCAUCUGUAAAUAUGCGAGCAUGUGCUCUGUGCAGGCACGGUGCUGGGUGCUGAGGAGAGAAACCCAAAGGCCCUGUGUCUAAGGACAGGUCAGCUCUUCUUGGAGGAGACGGAAAGGAGCAUUCCCUCCCUACCCCAACCCCGGACAAACUUAUAAGCCUUAAAUCAUGUUUUUCCCCAUCAACAGCAUGAAAUAAUGACUCUUUUGCCUGAGAGUAAUCAAUGAUGACCUCAAAUUGAUUUAGGCGAAUGCUUUCUUUCUGUAACUGGUUUUAUUCUGAGAGGUUUAAUUCUGGGUCUGAGAUUUUAUUGGAUGUACUCUCUUUAAAAUAAAAUUUUUACAGCAAAUAAAACUGAAAACAUUUUAGCAAAUUACUAGACAUUUAACCUGUCCCAUAUAUCUUAACCUUGCUUAAUCCUUACAGUUUACAGAACACAUUCACUAAUUUAGGCUGCGAAACUCUCCUUGGAGAAAACGUCAUAAAAGUCACCUAAAAUACUUCAUUGUUGAAAUUCCCAUAUAGAGAUGAGAUGUUGCUGGUUUUCUAUUAAAAUCAACACUUGUAGACCGUGUGCAGUAGUAGGAGUGAAUUCUGGAGAAAUCCAUUUGUAUUUAUGCUCUGUGGAAAUUUCCAAGUGGGAAUUUUGUAAAUAUGAAAUGUAAUUUUGUGUAUUUGUGCAUGGGGUAAGUGUGGAGCUCCAUGGUACCAGCAGGAAUUCUCUUAAACCAGAGAAUAUAGGCCCCACCAAAAGUGGGUUCCCACAGACCGUGAUACGAAUGACCAUUCCUGGCGCUAUUCAACACUUAGCAUACCGCCAUGUGUGGCAGGCUCUAUCAUGCGUCUCAAGCACGCAUUAAUUUCAAAGGCAGUCUUAGAAAUGAUAUUCCAUGCACUCAUCAGAUGGGGUCACUUUUUCCUGAAAGUAAACCUUUAAUCUUCAAAGUAGUGCAGUCUCAAUGUGCCACCCCUGAAACCUACAGUUUCAAUCCGGGAGGGAGUGGAAGUGAGGGGCCGGUGUUCUCGGUUAAAAUAAGGAAACAAAGGAAUUGGGAUGUUUGGCC
This is a messenger RNA of Equus caballus (horse), 7196 nucleotides long. Lineage: Eukaryota; Metazoa; Chordata; Mammalia; Perissodactyla; Equidae. The record is from RefSeq and is a predicted model, not a curated record.